AUGAAGCUACAACUACAUGUGUGGGGCCCAGCCUUUAAUUUGCCCUCAAUUGAGGCGCAAUGUCUUGCUACCAUUGCAUAUUGCUCUCUAGUCCUCCCCAAGGAUUCGUGGGAGCUCAUCGCAAGCAGCGAUCCCUCCGUCUCCCCUACGGGUGAGCUGCCCGCUCUUCGGGAUGGCUCAGUCUGGGUGAGUCGGUUCCGCAAUAUCGUGGACUACCUGCGCAAGUGCUCAAACGGAGAUUGGGACCUGGAUCGGGACUUGAGCGAGUCAGACAAGGCCGAUAACACCGCAUUCUCCUCUUUUGUCGAAUCCCGCGGCCAACCUCUCCUCGACCUCUCCUUAUACGUGAGCAGCCAGAAUUACAACCUAAACACAUCGCCCGCAUAUGGUGCCCUUCUCCAAUGGCCCAACCAAUGGAUCCUCCCACCAAAGCUGCACAGCGCCGCUAAGGCCCGCACAGAACACCUGGGUCUCUCGUCGCUGGACCUACAGGCCAUGGAAGAGGAGCGGCAACGAAAACAGUCGGCUGCGGUAGCCACCGGUCAAAUCCCGAAGAACUUUAUCCAAAGCCCCCGCGAAACCGUCACCGGUCUCCUGGGCCGAACAGCCCAGCAGAACCACUUCCGCAUCGACGCCCUAACCGGCGAGUUCUUCGAGCCGUUAGAAGCCAUGCUGGGCCAGAAGUCCUACCUGCUCGCCAAUCAAUCCGACUCCCCCGCUAGUCUGGACUGCAUUGCGCUCGGCUAUCUUUCCCUUUCGCACAUCCCCGAUCUCAGCCAGCCCUGGCUCCAUGAGGCUAUGCGGGCCAAGGCCCCGCUACUGUCGGCGUACACGGAGCGUAUGCGCCGUCUCUGUUUCGGUCAAGCCCCAGCUGAGGUGGCGCAUGCGUUCGCGCCACAAUCGGCUCCAUCAUCAUUGCCCUGGUGCGCCCCCGGCCGUCUUUCGGUGGCUGCUGUCGGGAGCACACUUCUCGCUACGUUGGCGGAUUCCACGCCCUUUCUGCGGGAGGUCCGUAUGAAUAAUCGGUUGAAGCAAGAAGUCGAGUCGGACACGGGGCUGAAUGAGAUGGAACGCCAGGCCGUGUCCAUGUUUGCUGAUUUUGGUACGAAGGAUAUGUAUGUUUCUAUCUUGUCUGUUGUGGCUGGUACCGCCGCUCUGGUGGGCUACAUGUUUCACACUGGUUUGGUUACAGUGUCGACGCAGAGCGAAGCAUACGAAGAGGAGUACGACGAGGAACAAGAGGCAAAUGAUUUAGAAAUGCUCAAUCCAGGGCAGGCGGGUGACUUCCUGGGCAACCUGGGCAACGCGAGCAUUUUUUGA
Molecule: messenger RNA, 1320 nt
Organism: Penicillium odoratum
Lineage: Eukaryota; Fungi; Ascomycota; Eurotiomycetes; Eurotiales; Aspergillaceae
Product: glutathione S-transferase family protein
Exons: 3
Coding region: 1-1320 (439 amino acids)
Biological process (GO): mitochondrion organization
Cellular component (GO): SAM complex
Source: RefSeq, a predicted model, not a curated record